AAUCAUCUGGCAACUCUGCCGACUGACGACUGACGAGCCAUUUUGUGCAAUUUUGUGUGCAUCAUAAAAGCAGCUGUGCAAUAUAUAUUUAUUGUUGCACAUCGUUGUCCUUUACAUCCUAGAAAUGUCAAAUAAAAAACAAUAUUGUGAUCAAACCUAGAUAAAUACAAUUAAUUAUUAAGACAUAGAUUGAAGCAAAGAGAAAAAGCAAAAAAAAAAAAAACAAAGUGAAAUUGAAAAAUAAAUAAAUUCAAAAAAUGAAUGAAGACACAAUGCAAACAGAUGCUCAACAUCUUGUUGGUGAUGUUGAGUUAUCACCAGUCUCAUCAGUUUUUCCAACAUCAAGUAAACCAUGUAUUAAUGUUUGGAUGGAUAAAAUGAGUAAAGGUAUACUUGCAUCAACCCAUUUUAAAGAACACUGGAGAAUAUGGGUACCACAAAUAUACAGUCCAGAGCUAAAUGGUAAUUGUUUAGGCUGGAGUUUUGAUGAAGAUUUAGCACAAAAAAUGCUAUAUAAUACACUUGAAGAAUUUAUAUGUAAUGGUGAUCCAAUAGAGGUAUUACAACAGCUAAGACAAAUGGAAAAUCCACCAUCAGUUUGUGGUAGAUUUUUUAAAGUUGGUGAACCAACAUAUUUUUGUCGUGAAUGUGGUAUGGAUCCAACUUGUGUAUUAUGUGUAACAUGUUUUAAAGAAUCAGCUCAUCAAAAUCAUAAAUAUAAAAUAGCAACAUCAGCUGGUGGUGGUUGUUGUGAUUGUGGUGAUUCUGAAGCAUGGAAAAAUGAACCAUAUUGUAAUAUACAUCUUGCUGGUAAACAAACACAAGAAGAAUUAUGUGGUAAUAAAUUACCAAUUGAUAUUGCUGAACGUGCAACAGCAACAUUUGAAGGUGUAUUACAAUAUUGUUAUGAAUUAUUAUCACUUGAACAUGCACCAGGUUUACCAGCAGAUUUACAUGUUAAAGAAACAGAUGAAGGACCAUUAUCAUCACAUGCUAGUACUGAUACAUAUUGUACUGUAUUAUUUAAUGAUGAAACCCAUACAUUUGAACAAGUUAUAAAUACACUUGCACGUGUUAUUAAAUGUUCACCAAAAGAAGCCAUUGAAUUUGUAACAAAUAUUGAUAGAAAUGGUAGAGCUGUUGUUAAAUGUUCAGGUUUUCAAUUAUGUAAUGAAUUAAAAUCAGAUAUUGAAAGAUUUACAUCACGUCAAGGUAGUCAACCACUUAAAGUACUUGUUGUACAUGCACAUGUUAUUGCACAUCAAAUAUUUUCAAUGAAAUUACUAGAUUGGUUACAACAAUUUAUAAAUAAUUGUAAAGGUUUUCGUAUGAUAUUUAGUGAUGUUGCAUUACAUAAAAAUUUACCAGAUAAACCAAUUGUACAAGGUAUAUUAAUGCGUGAUGCACAAUUGUGGAAAGCAGCAAGAACAGUAUGGCAUAGAUUAUUUAUAUCUGGUAUGCUUAUGGAUUAUGAAAGUAAAAAAUCAUUAGCAACUGUAUUUACAGCAAAUUAUGGUGAAGUUAUGAAAGAUUUUAUACGUGAUGAUCAUGAUCAUUCAUUUUCAAUAUCAUCAUUAUCAGUACAGCUAUUUACAGUACCAACACUUGCACAUUAUUUAAUUGCUAAUCAUGAUGUACUUUAUCGUUUAUUAAAUACAUUUAAUUCUGAAUCAUCAAGACGUCUUAAUGCAAAUGGUAAACUUGAAUUUAUUAGAAGUGCUGCAAAUACAACAUUUAAAAGAGCCCAAUAUAUAUUAUGUGAUUUAGCAUAUUUAUUAAGUUCAAAACCUGAUACAUGGACUGAUGAAUUGAGACGUGGUUUUCUUCAUGGUAUAACAAUAUUAUUAAAAUUAUUAUUGAAUAUGCAAUGUAUGGAUGCUGUUAUACGUCAAGUUGGUCAACAUAUGGAAUAUGAACCAGAAUGGGAAUCAGCAUUUAAUUUACAAAUUAAAUUAUCACCAGUUAUUAGUCUUGCACUUGAAUGGUGUGGUUCAGAUAGAAUUGUAUUAAUUAAAUCAAUUCGUUUAGUGCUAAAAAAAUUUCUUGAAGAACCAAUUGUUGAUGAUAAUUUAGAAAUAAUACGUCAAUUAUCUGGUCAUACAGCAAAAUGUAUACAAUAUGAUGUAUCAUCAGAACUUGUAUCAAUACAUUUACCAUUAUCAAGAUUUCUUGCUGGUUUAUUUCUUUAUUUAGAAAAAUAUAAUUUAGAAUAUCCAUCAAGUGAAUUAACAACACCAAAUAUGCCAACAUUAACAUCAGAAAAAAUUAUUGAACCAGUUUUACGUGCACAAGCUAUGAUAUCACAAGUACAUGCUGGUAUGUGGCGAAGAAAUGGAUACAGUUUAUUAAAUCAAUUAUAUUUUUAUCAUAAUGUAAGAUGUAGAACUGAAAUGUUAGAUCGUGAUAUUAUAUUAUUACAAGUUGGCUCAUCAUUAAUUAAUAGUGAUGAAUUUUUAAUUCAUUUAUUAAAUAAAUUUAAUUUAUUUAAUUGGGCUGAUCCAGAUUAUGAAACAAAUGCAUUAAAAAAUCCUGAAGAAGAUAGUAUACGACAAAUUAUUAAUCUUGUUGAAGAAUUUUUGGGUUUAUUAAUAACAAUUAUUGGUGAAAGACAUGUACCUGGUAUUGGACAAAUAACACCAGAUGAUAAAUUAAAAAAAGAAAUAAUACAACAGUUGUGUAUUAAACCAAUGUCACAUUCUGAAUUAAAUAAAACUUUACCAGAUGGUGUACAUCAUGAAACUGGUCUUGAACGUGUUAUAAAUGAUGUUGCUAAUUUUAAAAAACCACCACAAAUUACAGCUGGUAAAGGUUUAUAUGAACUUAAACCAGAAUUAUAUGAACAAUAUAAUGUUUUUUUUUAUCAUUAUACUAAAGAAGAAUUGAGUAAAUCAGAAGAAGCACAAAGAAAACGUAGAAAAUUAAUGGGAGAAUUAGAAUGUUGUCCACCACCACAAUUGCCAAAAUUAACAAAUACAUUUCAAGCUGUUGCUAAUUUAUUAAAAUGUGAUAUUAUGCUUCAUAUUAUGCAAACUGUUAUUGAAAGAGCACUUAAUUUACGUGCACGUAGUUUUUCAGAACCACAAGUACAUAAAAUAUUACAUUUAAUUGGUUAUGCAUUACAAGAACAAAUGACUGGUUAUUAUCCAACAUUAAAUUUUACACAACAAGCAGCAAAACGUAAUAUAUAUAAAUUACUUGAAGAUUUAUCAAAUAGUCCAAGAAUUGAUGCCCACAAAGAUUUAUUAAAAUGGAUACUUGCUAAAUAUCGUGAAGCAGCUGGUUCAACAAUAAAUAAUAAUGAUGCUGAUGAUAAUAAUACUACUACUACUUCUACAACUACUUUAAAUUCUACUAGUGCAAUAAAUGAAGAAUCACAAUCAAUACCAGAAUCAUCAUCAUCAUCAACAACAACAACAACAGCAACAGUAACAGCAACAACAACAACAACAACGGUGACGACGACAUUAUCAACUUCAACAACAACAACAACAACAACAGCAACAACACCAUCAUCUACAACAACAACAUUAGAAACAACAAAUAAUAGUGAUCCAGCAAAAUCAAGUAAAGAAUGGCGAACACAAAUGGCAGCACAAAAAAGAGCUAAAAUAAUGGCACAAAUGGAAGAAAUGCAAAAACAUUUUAUGAAAAAAAAUGCAAAAUUAUUUGAAGAAGCUGCAUUAGAUACAAAUAAAAAUAAUGAUCGUGGAUCAUCAAUGGAUUUAUCAGAAUGUAGUGAAGAAGCACCAAUGUGUCUUGGUUCAAAACAAACAGCAAGACUUGCUGAAGAAAAAACUUAUACAUGUAUACUUUGUCAAGAGGAUCAAGCUGUAACAUCAUCUGGUAAAGCAAUGGUACUUGCAUCAUUUGUACAACAAUCAACAGUACUAUGUCAAACACGUAAUGAUCCAGAUGAACCAAAUUCAAUAUAUUUAUCAUCAAAACUUGGUGCAUCACCUCAUACAAGUACAUGUGGUCAUGUUAUGCAUGCAUCAUGUUGGCAAAAAUAUUUUGAUAAUGUACUUGCUAAAGAAAAUAGACGUCCAUAUAGAUUACGACAACCAGCAAGUUUUGAUGUUGAAAAACAUGAAUAUCUUUGUCCACUUUGUGAAUGUUUAAGUAAUACUGUAUUACCUUUGUUACCAUCAUUAGCAUCAAUACAACCAACAGAAGUUAAUCGUGCAAAUGUUGAUUUUGAAACAUGGCUUGAUGCAUUAAAAUUAACAAUUGAUUGUAAAGGUAAAAUAAAUUCAAAUGAAUUUACUGAAGUUGAAUUAGAAAAUGAACAUGAAUCAUGUCGUUAUUGUAAAAAUAUAAAAUUAAAUGAUCAUUCAGAUGAUGAUGAUAAUAUGUCAGAGGGUAAUUUUGCUUGUCCAAUACGUAAAAUUUAUAAAGUACUUGGUAAAGAAAUAUCAGCAGCAUUUGAUUUACAAACAACACCAAAAAAAGAAACAAUAUUAUCUGAUAAUUUAAUAUCAAUGAUACAUUUAUUUUCACAAGCAACAUAUACCAAGGGUUUAGGUGUUGAACCACAUGAUGGUGAUCCAAGAGUACCAUUACUUGCAUGGAAAUCAACAGCAUAUACAAUUCAUUCAAUUGAAUUUUUAUUACGUGAUACAGAUAAACCAUUACUUGGUGCAUUAUCAUCAAGACAACGUGAUAGUCUUGAGUGUCUUGCUAGAAUAUCAGCAUUACUUGGUUCAACUUGGUUUAAUAAAAAUAAUAAAGAAAAUAAUAGUACAUCAAGUAGUGGUAGUGCUGGUGGUGGUGAUGAUAAUAAUAAAGAACGUCUUAGUAUAUUUGCAAAUCAUGCUAUUAAUUUAUUAACAAUGAUAUUAGAAAAUCCAUCAGAUGGUGAUUGUUUUACUGAUUGGGAUCCAUUUGGUAUACUUGUUACACUUAUUGUAACAUUACCAAGUUUAUUAUCUAAAAAUUCUGAUGCACCACCACCAAUAAUAACUGGUAGUUUUCAUGAAGCACAUGCACUUAAAUUAAUAUUUAUUUCUCUUAUUGUUAAAAUAUUAGCAACAAGUGAAUUUGAAUAUGAAGCUAUGGAUAUUGAUGAUGAAAUACAAGAUAAUAAUGAUAAUCAACAACAAUAUGAAAGUUUAUUAAAAUUAAUGGAAAUAAUUGGUAUUAAAAGUGGUUGUUUAAUGGCAAAUGAAAUAUGGAGACGUAUUAAAAUAUCAUCAAUGCCAUUUUUACGUUGUUGUGUACUUUAUUUUCAUUAUGUUACUGAUGUACCUGCACCAUUGGAGUUAACAUCACGAGGUGGUGAUACAUUUGAAAAUAUGUGUACAUAUCUUGGUUUACCAAUAACAUGUGAUGGUUUAUUAGAAUCUGAAUCAAUACGUAGACUUGCUAAAAUAUGGAUGGAACAUCCAAAAUCACGUUUACCAAUAAAUGUUGAAGAACCACUUAAGGUCAAUGGACUUGUUAAUUUACCAGAUGAUUAUAGUGAACUUAUUAAUACAGUAUCAUUAUUUACAUGUCCAAAUAGUGAUCGUGAAGAUUCAAGAAAUCCAACAAUGUGUCUUGUUUGUGGUGAAAUGUUAUGUUCACAAAGUUAUUGUUGUCAAAUUGAAUUAAAUAAAAAUAUGGUUGGUGCAUGUACUUAUCAUGCAAGUAAAUGUGGUACUGGUGUUGGUAUAUUUUUACGAGUACGUGAAUGUGAAAUUCUAUUUUUAAGAAGUCCAAAUCGUGGUGCUUUUGCUUGUCCACCAUAUCUUGAUGAGUAUGGUGAAACUGAUCAAGGUUUAAGACGUGGUAAUCCAUUAAAAUUAUGCAAAGAUAAAUACAGGCAGCUAAAUCAAAUGUGGCUUGGACAUGGUUUACAUGAGGCUGUUGCUAGAGCCAUUGAAUCAUCAAGUAAUCUUAUGCCCACACAAUGGCAACAUCUAUAACCACUUUAGAAAUGAAUUUAUUAUAAAAAUUUUAUUAUUAUCUACUAUUUUUUUUUUUUUUUUUUUAAUUAUUUUUCUGUUUUUAAUUUUUAUUUCUUCAAGAGUUUGUGGUGGUGAUUCUAUCCAGUGUGUCUAUCAUGUCGGGAGUGUGAAUUUAUUUAUUGUCCAUUUAUUAACAACCCUCAUCAUUAUACAUCACGUCCC
Molecule: messenger RNA, 6107 nt
Organism: Aphidius gifuensis
Lineage: Eukaryota; Metazoa; Arthropoda; Insecta; Hymenoptera; Braconidae
Gene: Ubr1
Product: E3 ubiquitin-protein ligase UBR2
Exons: 2
Coding region: 258-5903 (1881 amino acids)
Biological process (GO): protein ubiquitination; ubiquitin-dependent protein catabolic process via the N-end rule pathway
Cellular component (GO): ubiquitin ligase complex; cytoplasm
Molecular function (GO): zinc ion binding; ubiquitin protein ligase activity
Source: RefSeq, a predicted model, not a curated record